Molecule: messenger RNA, 1329 nt
Organism: Recurvomyces mirabilis
Lineage: Eukaryota; Fungi; Ascomycota; Dothideomycetes; Mycosphaerellales; Teratosphaeriaceae
Exons: 4
Coding region: 1-1329 (442 amino acids)
Source: RefSeq, a predicted model, not a curated record
AUGGCUUCAUACAUCGACCGCAUCCGUAAGCUGUUUCGAAGAAGCGCUAAUCGCAAGCAGCCUACCCAAACGACAGCUCAGACGGGAGCCAGUGCCCAAAAACCCUUGAAUCAGCACGACGGAGCAAACGACAGCAAUCAACAGACGCCAAAAGGCGGGAUCGAAGCGAAAGUGGCGAAAGCUGCAACGGCGUCUGGCUCGCUUCAGAUCAGACUGCAGAAUCAAACCAACUCCAGCACAGUCUACGCUUAUAUCACUGGACAAGCGAUUCAAAACAACAAUGCACUCUUUCUCCUCCAAGCUGACGCCAAAACACCCUACUACCCACCGAAUCCAUCACAGACAGGCACCAAGAUAGGCGUCAAUAUCUCAAUAUCCUUGGGAGCCCCUGGCGAUACGAUUACUGCAACCAUUCCGCAAAUUGCGGGUGGCCGUAUUUGGUUCUCAGUCGGUGCACAGCUCACCUUUGCGGUCAACCCUGGUCCUGGUCUGGUUGAGCCAUCAGUGUUCACUCCUGCGGACCCCAAUAUCAACAUCAACUUCGGCUUUGCGGAGGUCACCUUCAACUCAUCUCAAGUUUUCGCCAAUAUCAGCUAUGUCGACUUUGUCGCUCUACCAAUCUCCCUGUCCCUGACAGAUACAUCGAACAAUACUCAGCAUACCUCUGGUUUGCCCGCGAAUGGUUUGCAGACAAUAGCCAAUGGCUUGACUGCGCAGACACAGAAGGAUGGCCGUCGGUGGAGUAGUUUGAUUGUGAACAGCAGUAACGGACAGUUGCUUCGCAUCCUAAGUCCCAACUCCGGCAUCCUCCUCAACCCAUCCUGGUUCCAGACCUACUGGACCGACUACGUCAAUGCCGUCUACGCUCAAUACAACAACCAACCACUUACGAUCGACACCCAAGCAUCGUUUGGCAAUGUCACAAGCACCGCAAACUCCUCGAACGUGCUGAACUACGGCGCUGGAGGUUCCUUCGCCAAGCCAAAUGCCGCUGAUAUAUUCAGCUGUUCUACUGGCCCCUUUGCUACUGGAAGCAAUGGUGAGACGAACACGAUCAUCCCUCGCUUGUCGGCAGCUUUCAACCGGAGUACGCUUUUGAUCUCGAACAAUACCCCUAAUGGCACGAAUCCUUCGCAGUACUAUACCAAUCCUACUACGAAUCAUUACGCUCGCAUCGUCCAUGCCGCGAACCUUGAUGGCAAGGGCUAUGCAUUUCCCUACGAUGAUGUUACGCCUGAUGGGGGUGUCCCGCAGGAAGGCGCAGUGUUCUCGUCUUCGCCAGCAUACAUGACUUUGGCUGUGGGAGGUAACAAUGCUUAUGCGGCUUGA